Tetrapisispora phaffii CBS 4417 is the source of this 1569-nucleotide messenger RNA. RefSeq lists its product as uncharacterized. Gene Ontology annotation, cellular component: cytoplasm. Lineage: Eukaryota; Fungi; Ascomycota; Saccharomycetes; Saccharomycetales; Saccharomycetaceae. Gene Ontology annotation, molecular function: aldehyde dehydrogenase (NAD+) activity. The transcript has a single exon. Gene Ontology annotation, biological process: aldehyde metabolic process. The record is from RefSeq and is a predicted model, not a curated record. Bases 1 to 1569 code for a protein of 522 amino acids.
AUGGGGUUAACAUACACGCCUUUAGAGGACAUAACUAAAAUUGUUGAUAUUUCAAGAGAAGCAUUCUUCAAGAAGCAGAAAUAUUUGGCUGGUUUAAAGAAUCCCAAUAAAGAAGAUAAGGAAUUUAGAUCACAGCUUUUGAAACGGUUUUAUUAUGCUAUUAAAGAUUCCUCAGAUGAAAUUGAAGAUGCUUUAUUUCAAGAUUUCCAUCGUUCACCACAAGAGAGCAAAUCUUUCGAAAUUAUUAAAUUGCUCAAUGAUAUUCUACAUAUGAUUUCAAACUUAGAUAAAUGGAUGAAACCAGAAACCAUUAGUGAUUAUUCUCCUCCAUUUAUGUUUGGUAAAACUCAAGUGGAGAAGAUUUCAAUGGGUUCAGUAUUGGUCAUUGCACCAUUUAAUUUCCCAGUGUUGUUGGCUUUGGUUCCUGUUGCUUAUGCAAUUGCAGCUGGUAACACAGUGGUUCUUAAACCAAGUGAACUUACUGAGAAUUGCUCGAUACUUAUUGAAAAGAUUAUCGAGCGAGCCCGUUUCCCUGUUGGUUACGUCUCUGUAGUACAUGGUGGUGUCGAAGAAACUACCAAAUUAGUCGAAUCAGGAAAGUUUGAUAAAAUAUUCUACACUGGCUCACCAAAAGUUGGUUCCAUUAUAUCUCAAACUGCUGCAAAGACAUUGACACCUUGUGUAUUAGAACUUGGUGGUAAAUCGCCAACAUUCAUUACUGAUAAGUUUAACAAAAAUAACAUAGAAACUGCAAUGAAAAGAAUAUUUUUUGGUGCUUUUGGUAAUUCUGGUCAAAUAUGUGUCUCCCCAGACUAUAUUGUUGUACAUGAAACUUUGUAUGAAGAAGUGUUAAAAACUGCUAAACUGCUACUAGAUGAGUUUUGGCCAGAUUUUAGUUCAGAAACUGAAUAUACUCAUAUGAUUAAUAAAGUUGCGUAUGAUAAAGCCCAGAGAAAAAUAAAACUGACAAAAGGUAAAAAAUUAUCUGUGAAAAUUGCUAAUAUGCAGUCUGAUAAAUUAGAAGAAUCACUUUGCAUCCCUCCUACUGUUGUUUAUGAUCUAGGAUGGAGCGACAUAGUGAUGCAGGAAGAAAACUUCUCCCCAAUAUUACCAAUUGUAUCAUAUUCAAAUUUAGAUGAUGUGCUUGACAUCAUAAUCUCCAAGCAUGAUACCCCAUUAGUUCAAUAUAUUUUUUCAGAUGAUAAUAUUGAAAUUGAACGUAUUUUAAAGAGGUUGAGAUCUGGAGAUUGUAUUAUCGGUGAUACGAUGAUCCAUGUAGGCAUUCAAGAUGCACCAUUUGGCGGUAUUGGUAAUUCAGGAUACGGAAGCUAUGGAGGGAAAUGGGGGUUUGCUGCAUUCACUAAUGAAAGAAUUGUCUUCAAUCAACCAUUUUGGAUGGAUUUCUUACUUUCUAUGAGAUAUCCCCCUUUUACUCCAAAGAAGAAGGCUUUGAUUGAAAAUUUGACUGAAUCGGAACCAUGGUUUAACAGAAGAGGUAAUGAUGAUUUUAUAUUGUACCGUCUGCCAGUCAUCUCUUCGGUUGUUAAUCUUUUAAAGAAACUCUUUUAA